Messenger RNA from Onychostruthus taczanowskii (white-rumped snowfinch), 1327 nucleotides. RefSeq names its product phosphodiesterase 6G (gene PDE6G). Lineage: Eukaryota; Metazoa; Chordata; Aves; Passeriformes; Passeridae. Gene Ontology annotation, molecular function: 3',5'-cyclic-nucleotide phosphodiesterase activity; cGMP binding. Gene Ontology annotation, biological process: visual perception; positive regulation of epidermal growth factor receptor signaling pathway; positive regulation of G protein-coupled receptor signaling pathway. The coding region runs from base 896 to 1210 and encodes 104 amino acids. The record is from RefSeq and is a predicted model, not a curated record. The transcript is spliced from 4 exons. Gene Ontology annotation, cellular component: photoreceptor outer segment membrane.
CUGUGGGAUCAGGGGACACUGGAGGAGUCUCUUUGGGAAUGGGAUCCCCCUGGGGGGAGGCAGGAUUCCCCCACGUGGGAUCCACUGCCCACUGGCACGGGCAGGGCUAAUCCUGACACCUCCUCCCCCCCAGAGAGGGGAAGGACACUGGAUUACCCCUGGGGGAAGCAGGGAGGUAAAUAAUCCUAUUACCCCCGGGCAGGAUAAAUCUCCCUCCAGAAAAGCCCCCCAGAGCAUCUCCAGGCCGGAGGGAGCCGGCUGGGCAGAGGGAGCAGCUCUGGAGCCGGGAAUCGCGGCACUCUGUGAGUCAGGGGAGGGGACGCGGGGUUGUUUGCUGCUCUUCCUGCAUCCAGGGACAUCGAGGAACAUCUCCCUGCCUUGGUGUUCCCAGAGCUGUGUUCAGCUCUGCAGCAGGGCCAAAUCCCUGACAGGAUCCCAGAGCGGGGCUUGUGCCGCAGAAUUCCCGCUCCUGGUGCCAUGGGCCAUCCCCUGCUCCCCCUUCCCAGCCUGGGGUACCCACCGCCCCCACACAGACCUGGGCACGCCAUGGAGGGUCCUGGCAGUGCCCUGAGGGGUCCCCGGGUGUCACACCCACACUGGGGUGGGGGACGGGGAGGAGGAGUGGCAGCAGCCCUGGUGGCCCUCGGGGUGCCCUUCCUGCCUUUGGGGGUUAACGCUGAGCUGGGCUGAGCCAGCCUUGUGGGGAGGGGGCUCUGCAAAGCCCAGCAGGGCGGGGGGGGAGGAGAAGCUGGUGGUUCCAUUUCCCUCCAGCGGGUGUGAGGAGCUGUCCUGUGCCAGCGCUGAGCCCCGGGGAGCACCGUGAGCCCCAGGGAGUGCCGUGAGACCCUGGGAACACCGUGAGCCCCAGGGAGUGCCGUGAGACCCUGGGAACACCAUGAGCUCCAGGGAACGCCGUGACCCCCAGGGCUGCUGGUCCCCCACAGCCAUGAGCCUGGAGCCCCCCAAGCUGGAGGUCAAAUCGGCCACGAGGGUGAGCGGGGGUCCUGCCACCCCCCGCAAGGGACCGCCCAAGUUCAAGCAGAGGCAGACGAGGCAGUUCAAGAGCAAACCCCCCAAAAAGGGGGUGCAGGGGUUUGGUGACGACAUCCCAGGCAUGGAGGGGUUGGGAACAGACAUCACUGUCAUCUGUCCCUGGGAAGCCUUCAGCCACCUGGAGCUGCACGAGCUAGCUCAGUACGGAAUCAUUUAGGAUUUGGGCAGCCUCACCAGCCCUGUAGUGCUGUGUAGGUCGAGGCCCCCCCACCCAUGCUGGGGAGGGGGGAGCUCAGCUUGGAAAAAUGCUCAUUAAACCCUAACGAGCACAGGA